AUGGGUGGUCCCGGCCUUGGCCCCGGGUCGUUGACUCUACAAGUAGUAGACGAAUGUGUCAAAUACUAUAAGUACUUCAGCGAGGCAUCCAAGAUGCCAGAGAAGCACCGAUACUUGCAACUUCGACUGCAGCUGGAACAACAACGAUUUCUCGUCUUCGUCGAAGAAGCUGGGCUGUUGUCCACCGAAGCCGGUUUCGAGACGCUUUCGAUCAACUCGACCCUACUCCAGGAAACCCUUUCCGAGAUUAAGAUGCUCUUCGAAAUUUUCCAGCAAGCGAACGGGAAAUACGUCGAUAUUGUGCUUCCGGAUGGGCAUGAGAAAAAGUUGAGCCCUCAGCUGAGCAUGAUGGAACUGCUUUGCGCCACACAAGCUCCUAUUGCCAAGAUCGACAUCUCAGUUGCUCCGACUGUGAACAAGUCGUUGCGAUCGGACUCGAUACUCAAAAAAAUAAUAUGGAAGGCGAGAAAGCUGCGUACAAUCAUGGUCGAGCCAAAACGUUUAGUUUGGGUAGCAUUUGACCAGAAGGCCUUCACAUCUUUGAUUGCAAACCUGGAGGUUCUCAAUUCUGCCCUUAUUUCCCUUCUUCACUCCUCUAGGAGCCGUCGAAUAAAUCAGGCCGUGCAAGCAAGUUAUCAAGAAAUCAUGCAGAUGAAAACCGACCUGCAAGGCCUGGAGGCUAUGAUUCAAUCCAAAACCUACAACUCCAAUCGAGAGGAGGAAGACGAUCAGUCAGCCGUAACACCGACGGGAAGCUUGGCUUGCCAGUCUGUCACAAUAGAGGCGAGAUCAAAAGUUCAGCCGAUGAAAGAUGACAAGGAAUUGGCUAAUGCAAGAAUUCAUCGUUUGGACAUCGAUCAGUCUGAUGAUCUUGCUACUCCACCUUCGCCCAGAGAUGAGAGAGGGGAAGCUCAAAUCAAAUUGAGCUUGACAUCUAACAUCGACUCUGGCUGCAGCGACCUGAUAACAAGAACAUCGGUCUCGAAAAGAGGCUACUGCGAGACAAGAAUGGCGUCUGGACCCUCACGAAGGGUAUCGCGACAAGAUGAUGCUCCGAUCUUAGCCACGCCAUUAUGGCAGGGCAGCGCCCAAUCCACACGAAAAGUGAACAUGAUCCUCAAUGCAAUGAGUUUCAACAAGUGCGAAAGCAGCUAUGAGGACAUCUCGCAGAAGCUGGCUUGCGUCACCGAUUACUGGCUACCCACCACGUCUCGCUCCACAAUGCCGGAAGAAUCGAGAAAAGCAAUGCAAAUCCCGGAGAAAGCAGAGUUGCACAGCGCAACAAAGAAUGGGUGGCAGACGGUUAUACUGAUACGGCGCGAAGAUAUCUCAGGCAAUUGGAUCCCGGCCAGCCUCGUAUAUUGUUACAAGUUAGAGGUGCGGCUGAAUAAGGAGCAGGGCCACUUGGCCCUGAGAGGGCAACAUUUCACUUCAUCUGAAUACGUUGAACUGACCUUCACCGUCAGCGGAGGUCGGGUUCUGAAGCGUGACUUUUGGAUAGCGCCGGUGACGGCACCGCUUCAUUUGCUGAUUUGGAACACUUCGGCAUCGCGAGACUCCCUUUGA
Molecule: messenger RNA, 1566 nt
Organism: Clonostachys rhizophaga
Lineage: Eukaryota; Fungi; Ascomycota; Sordariomycetes; Hypocreales; Bionectriaceae
Source: the annotation of a GenBank genome assembly